This is a messenger RNA of Dovyalis caffra, 1644 nucleotides long. Lineage: Eukaryota; Viridiplantae; Streptophyta; Magnoliopsida; Malpighiales; Salicaceae. The record is from the annotation of a GenBank genome assembly.
AUGGCAUCUGCUGAUGUACUUCCUGGUGACAAAUCACCUACCCAAGAGUCCUUGAAAGCUUUGAUCUAUGGAACUGGUGUGUACUUGUCACCAAUGCAUGCUUCAAAGGAAGUAGCACACAAAAUAUUCUCAUCUUUGAGACCAUACAAAUUGAAUAUUGCAGAAGCUUCAAGAGAUCGGUGCCUAGGUACUGCAGUUGAGGUUGCUCUGGCUAUGAUUCAAGGACCAUCAGCAGAAAUGUCCAGAGGCGUAGUUAAAAGGGCUGGAGGUAAUAGCAGGAUCAUUGUGUGUGCCGGGGGACCUAAUACAUACGGCCCUGGAUCAGUCCCACAUUCUUUUAGCCACCCAAAUUAUCUUCAUAUGGAAAAAACAGCAUUGAAGUGGAUGGAGAAUCUGGGUCGCAAAGCGCAUAGACAUAAUACAGUAGUUGACAUUCUAUGUGCUGGAACUUGCCCAGUUAGAGUUCCAAUUUUGCAGCCUCUUGGAAAAGCUUCUGGAGGUGUCUUGGUUCUUCAUGAUGACUUUGGAGAGGCCUUUGGUGUGAAUUUGCAAAGGGCAUCUUCUAGGGCAUCAGGUUCCCAUGGUCUUUUGGAGAUUCGAUGUUCUGAUGAUAUUUUAAUUACUCAAGUUGUGGGUCCUGGUGAAGAGGCACAUGUAGACACACACGAAACUUUUAAGAAUGACAAUGCACUCUGCAUUCAAAUGUUAAGUGUUGAAGAGACACAAAGCUUUGCACUCUCUAUGGAAAAUAAAGGAGACAUCAAGAGCGAUUGUGUGUUUUUCCAGUUUGCUGUUCAAUACGCAAACGUUUAUCAAGCUGAUAUUUCAAGAGUGGUUACUGUCAGGUUGCCUACUGUGGAUAGUGUUUCAGUAUAUCUUGAAAGUGUUCAAGAUGAAGUGGCCGCAAUCCUUAUUGCCAAGAGAACCCUCUUGCGAGCCAAAAACCAUUUGGAUGCCAUGGAUAUGCAAGGAACAAUAGAUGAAAGAAUUAAAGAUAUUGCUUUGAAAUUUGGGUCCCUAGUACCCAAGUCAAAACUUCAUCGAUUUCCUAAAGAACUUUCUGCAUUACCAGAGCUCCUUUUCCAUCUCAGAAGGGGCCCACUUUUGGGAAGCAUUGUUGGUCAUGAAGAUGAGAGGUCUGUGUUGCGGAAUUUGUUUUUGAAUUCAUAUUUUGAUCUUUCACUCCGUAUGGUAGCACCUCGUUGUCUAAUGCACCGAGAAGGGGGCACUUUUGAGGAACUACCAGCCUAUGACCUUGCGAUGCAGUCUGAUACAGCUGUUGUCCUUGACCAUGGUACAGAUAUCUUCAUUUGGUUGGGUGCUGAGCUAGCUGCUGAUGAAGGAAGGAGUGCAGCUGCUUUAGCAGCUUGCAGAACAUUAGCUGAAGAGAUCACUGAAUUGCGGUUUCCAGCUCCUAGGAUCCUUGCAUUCAAGGAGGGGAGCUCUCAAGCUAGAUAUUUUGUUUCUCGGCUGAUACCUGCUCACAAGGAUCCACCUUAUGAACAGGAGGCAAGAUUCCCACAGCUUCGAUCUCUGACAACCGAACAACGAACAAAGAUAAAAAGCAGCUUUAUUCACUUUGAUGAUCCAAGUUUCUGUGAGUGGAUGCGAGGUUUGAAAGUGGUGCCCCCAGAACCAAGUUAA